AUCCACCACCGACCGUCCACAUUUGCCCACCCUGACACCUACCACACGAACCCGAACCUUUAUAACAAUGGACCUUUUCACGCCGAACUGAUUCGACCUCCACAGACUCACACAAUAUGGCAGACAUCGACGCCGCUGUUGUAAAGCUCUCCGAGCUGCUGCGGCACCCGGAGGACCUCGACAAGAUCCCCGCGCUCAAGGCAGAGUUCAUGCGCAAGAAGGCAGCCAUCGAUGGGCAAUUACGGCAUGGGCUGCGCGAGCAGCUGGAGAUCACACAGGCUGGCAUGUACAGCAUCACAGAGGGACAACGCACCGUCAAUCUCAUCAAGGAAGAGAUGAUGAAGAUUGACAAGUUAUGCACCGAGUCACAGAACAUGUUGCGCGAUUUCCCACACAUAGGACUCGUCGCGCAGACCCACAGAAAUUUCGAACAGGUGGAGAAGAUGAAGAGGGAUAUCGACACGUUUCCUGAGAGACUGGAGAAUCUGGAAUACCUGCUUGGCCAGGACGACGAAGACCCAGCCAACCAGCCAAAUCUCCUCGAGAUUCACUACGGACUCACACAAUUACGAGACAUUCGGGAUGAGGCAAUGGAACAGAUCAAGAACUCUGAAGACAGUUCCACGGAAUUGAUUGACAAUCUGCAACUGGAUUCGGGUGCUACAGUACAGGACUACUUCACGCGGUUAGAUGAUGUCGUCGAAUGGUUCGAUAAGCACAUCGGAGAAGCAUGCAUCAAUCUGAUCGAGCUGGUCCAGGCGGGCAAUGACGGAAUGGUGGUCAGGCUUGCUCUGAUUAUUGAAGAGGAGGAAAAGACGGAUAAGAAGGCAAAGGCAUUGCAGGACGCCCAACGAGAAUACAAAGAUCUUGCAUCCCGGUUCAAGUCGAUAGCAAGCGGAUCGAAAGAGUUGCGCGGAUACAAAGAGAAGUUCAUCAAGUCAAUCGAGUAUGUCUGUCAGGCAAAUAUUGAGGCCUCUAACGACGCAUUCAUGGACGAUCCGGAUCGACUAGGGAAGAGCCUCAAGUGGUACUUCGACAACCUGAAUACUGUGAAACUCGGCAUGGUGACACUGAUGCCGAAGAAAUGGAAAAUUUUCAAGACCUACAGCGACAUCUACCAUCGACAAAUGCACGACUGGUUCCUGUCGAUAGUAGAUGACCAGGACACGACUCCCCAACAUCUGCUCGCCAUCAUCAACUGGAUCGAUAAAUACUACGCCAAGAUGAAGAAGUUGGGCCUUCCAGAAGAUCAGCUGACGCCUCAUCUGAUCGAUAACCGUGGAGCCGAACUCGUGCGUGAAUACAGACAGGUCAUCAUCAAGGCCGUUGAAGAAUGGAUGGACCGAAUGGCUGCUACAGACAAAAAGAACUUCGUUGCGCGAGACGAAUCCGCGCUUGAUACGGACGAGAAUGGAUAUUUCCGUACGAAGACGCUUGGAGACAUGUGGCGCAUGCUUGCUGAGCAGCUUAGUGUGGCCGCACAGAGUGACCGGACAGACGUUGCGGAGGGCGUUAUUGAUGCCAUGUUCCGAUCGCUCUCCUCGCGCCAGCGCAUGUGGCAAACGCUGGCGGAAGAGGAGCAAACCAAGUAUGCACUGGCGUCUGCAGACCAAGACGGCCUCCAGGCUUUACAGGACUGGCUCGUCGCAAUUGCCAACGACCAGAUCGCGUGUAUCGCUGAAGAAACAGAGGAUCGCCCUUCAUACGUCACCGUCUUCGAACGAGACAUCACGCCGCUAGCUUCUCCAGCUUAUGUCUCGACAAUUACCACUCAGAUCGAAACAUUGCGCAACGGAUACGUGGAUCUGGGCACCGCAUGCAUCACCAUCUUUGCCAACCUCAUCUUCCUGGUGGACUUCCGUGCCAUCGUACCAGAGUUCUUCACACCGGCCUGGUACUCGCAGAAGCGGAUUGGCGCGAUCGUUAGCACGUUCCAGGACUACCUUGCAGACUACACCAGUGUGCUCCAUCCUUCAUUACAAGACAUUCUGAUCGAAGAACUCUCUGACCAAUUGCUGGUCGCGUACCUGUCUUCGGUGCGAAAUAAGGGCGCCAAGUUCCGCCGCGCGGACCCAUUUUCCGAUAAGAUUAGGGACGACGUGCUUACCGCGUUCCAAUUCUUUGAGCAGCAUCCGAACUACCAAGAGAUCAAGGGCCGUUGGCGCGUGGUCAGUGAGUUCGUGAAACUUCUGGAGGCGGAGAAGAGCCAGGUGCCUUUCGUCUACCAAGAUUUCAAGAUGCAAUACUGGGACGUGCAGAUAGGUUGGAUAGAGGCCGUGCUGAGAAGUCGGGACGAUUUUGAGAGGAGCAUGUUGAACGCAGUUAAAUCAAAAGCAGCAGAGGUCGAGGUGGAACGAGGGCCAGACACGAUCAUGAGUAAAGUCAAAUAAAGCAAUUGUCGUCGGGAAACGAGUUGGUAGGCGUCAUUGUCAUUUUUGGAAUUUCAUUUGGGAGCGACGCAGCGUCUGCUAUGCGCUUUGCCUACAUGCAUUCAGGUCAUUGCGUUGAAUGCUCUCAGACCAUGUACUUAUACCCUGAUUGCAAUGGCGUUUGGAUUGGGGCAAGAGAUCGACAUCAAUGAUAUCUUCUACAAGCAACCAACGCCGCGUCCUUGAUUUUGUGGCUGACAAUGGCAAGUUCGAGAUUAGGGGGCGAUAAGGGGAGAAUGGGAGAACUCACCACAUGGUAAUAAUGUACUCCGUACCUGCGUGCAGGCUAUGUGCACGCGAUUCAACCGCGCCUGAUGCUGGAGAUUCGCAAUCUCGCUGGCUCUCGUGUGCAUGUAUUUCCCUCCACAACCAACCUUCAAUGUUUCGA
This is a messenger RNA of Aaosphaeria arxii CBS 175.79, 2817 nucleotides long. Its product is annotated as exocyst complex component Sec6. The record is from RefSeq and is a predicted model, not a curated record. Gene Ontology annotation, biological process: exocyst localization; exocytosis. Gene Ontology annotation, molecular function: SNARE binding. Lineage: Eukaryota; Fungi; Ascomycota; Dothideomycetes; Pleosporales. The coding region runs from base 117 to 2390 and encodes 757 amino acids. The transcript has a single exon. Gene Ontology annotation, cellular component: exocyst.